Messenger RNA from Dentiscutata erythropus, 284 nucleotides. NCBI's taxonomy places the organism in Eukaryota, Fungi, Glomeromycota, Glomeromycetes, Diversisporales, Gigasporaceae. The record is from the annotation of a GenBank genome assembly.
CUUUAACGGUUUUGAAUAAUCCAGCCGCAGUGACUUCAUAUGACUCACCUUCAAUAGCUUUAUACAAUUCUUCUAAAGAAGUUGAAAGAGAAGCUGAAAAUAAAUCAGAUUCAAAACAUCCUGGGGAAGGCCACCAAAUUCUUCGUGAACAUCCUAAUGAGCUUGAAAUGCAUCUCGCAAAAGAUUGUGAAGAAGAUGAAAAUCAACUUUUAUUUGGUCCUAAGAAAGAAGCAAUUGAUUGUACGAUCAUUAAAGCUUUCGCUAUGUGUGGGCUUCCAUUUUCU